Molecule: messenger RNA, 1086 nt
Organism: Cryphonectria parasitica EP155
Lineage: Eukaryota; Fungi; Ascomycota; Sordariomycetes; Diaporthales; Cryphonectriaceae
Exons: 2
Coding region: 1-1086 (361 amino acids)
Molecular function (GO): nucleic acid binding
Source: RefSeq, a predicted model, not a curated record
AUGGGUGCUAUGGCCCAUUCGACGCCUAAAAAGAAUAAACUUCAAGGAGCCUGUGAAUUCAACGAUGCACAUGGUAUCCCAUACUUUAAAUCUGACGCAUUUCGGCAUUUCGGCUUUAGCAAGUCAUCCGGCUGGGCUGCCCUCCGUGAGCCUGAGCAAAGAAAUGGACGAACAUUUCAUUCGACAUACUCCGAGACUAGAGGAAGGCGUCGAUUGAUAGAUAAUCAACGUCUUGCUCAGCUUGAAAGAUUCCUUGAAUCUGAUGGCUUUGAUGCUCGUAUAACUUCCUGGGAAGCAAUGCCAGCAGCAGCUGGCCUUGAUAUCGAGGUUUCUGGCCGUACAGUACAUCGAAUGCUUGGUACUCGAAGCUGGCGUUUCUGUAUAGCUUGUUCGAAGACCUGGAUCUCGCCACAGUUAAAAGAAACAAGAGAAAAAUACUGCCGUGGCUUGCUUGAGAAAUAUAGCACUGAUCCAAUACACUGGAGGCAUUUCCGCUUUACCGAUAAGACUCACUUCGGAUAUGGCCCUCAAAGCAAGAUCUAUAUCUGCCGGCGCCCCUGGGAAAGAACAUGUGCAGAUUGCCUUGUUGAAAAUCAGCAGCCAGAGAAAGAAAUGGAUCAAAAACAGAAUCGAUUGCAUGCCUGGACAGCAGUUGGCUAUGAUAGCUUCAAGGAUGGUCUUCACUGGUAUAAUAUUCCAUCGAAUCAGAAUGGCAAGAUGAACUUACAAGUUUAUUGCAAUAAGAUUCUUCAACCAGUUUUUGUAUUAGAAGAAGAUAACGAUUCAGGGCAUGGCGGUACGCGAGGAAAUAAUAUUGUACGCAAGUGGAAGGAGGAAAAUAGCAUUGUAAGCCUUUUCAAUUGUCCUCAAUCGCCAGAUCUCAUCGCAAGCCCUAUUGAAAGGGCUUUUCAAGGGCCGAAAAUGUAUGUACGGAAACAGCCACAUUGGGAUGAUGAUACAUUAAGGCUUUCAGCCCAGGAAGGCUUUGAUGCUUUAUCUGUUUCUACUGUAAAUAGCUGGAUUGAUGCAAUUCCUCAGAUUUUGCAAGAUUGCGUCGAUAAUGAUGGUGGAAUUACUGGGCAUUGA